This is a messenger RNA of Anoplopoma fimbria (sablefish), 438 nucleotides long. RefSeq names its product Galectin-related protein A-like. Gene Ontology annotation, molecular function: carbohydrate binding. Bases 1 to 438 code for a protein of 145 amino acids. NCBI's taxonomy places the organism in Eukaryota, Metazoa, Chordata, Actinopteri, Perciformes, Anoplopomatidae. The record is from RefSeq and is a predicted model, not a curated record. The transcript is spliced from 4 exons.
AUGGAAGAAAAGGACAAGAAAGAAAAUGGGGAGUACACCGGGGAGAUAAAGGGAGGGCUGCGGCCUUCAAUGAAACUGGUUGUAAUGGGAAUUAUAAACAAAAAACCCAAGAACAUCGAUGUGAUUCUGUCCGCUGAGCCUCAGGAGGAGGACACAGACGGUGAUGUGGGACUUCAGUUAAAGGUGAACUUCACGGAUAAAGCCGUCCAACGCAACGCCCGCCUGGCUGGAAAGUGGGGAAGACCCGAAACUACCCUCUCCUACUUCCCUUUUGCACCCGGAGAAUCCUUCAAGAUGGAGAUAGUUUGUGAGCACCAGCAGUUUCGCGUCCUGGUGGACGGACAGCCUCUGUGUGGAUUCACCCACCGGAUCACCCAGCUCGCCUCCCUCACUGCCUUACAGGUCUUUGGAGACCUUCAACUCACCAAGGUGGCCUAG